AACUUUUCAAGAUUAAUAUAUUGAUUUAAUCUUAAAAAAAAAAAAUAUGAAAUCAAAAUCUUUGCCAAGAUUAUUAGCUGGAUUUCUUAAGCAAUUCCCCUCUAUAAAAAAUGAUAAUUCCUUAAAUCUCAAUCUACCAAAUCCUUUUAAGCCUAUCAAAAACAAAUUAACUGGUCGCUGGCAAAAUCCAAUUUAUUCCUUGAGACAACAAGCUGUAUUAAUAAAACAAGCACGGAUUUUUGGAUAUGAAAAACUUUUUCCACUAAAUUCUCCCGUAAUUAAACAAAUGCGCGGUAUUUUACGCUGGAAAGGUACAAAAGCUCAGCGAAUGAAACAAGUAAAACUCUCGCGAAUAAUAAAAGAGUUAGAAAUGCAACCUCGCCGUAUAGAAACUUGGAAAGCUGAGAAGAAGAAACGUAGUGAAAAGGAUAUUUUUCUUUGAAAAAAAGUUUGUUAAGGGAUUCAAUAAAGAUGAAAUCAAUAUUGG
Pneumocystis carinii B80 is the source of this 487-nucleotide messenger RNA. RefSeq lists its product as hypothetical. NCBI's taxonomy places the organism in Eukaryota, Fungi, Ascomycota, Pneumocystomycetes, Pneumocystales, Pneumocystaceae. Gene Ontology annotation, molecular function: structural constituent of ribosome. The transcript has 4 exons. Gene Ontology annotation, cellular component: mitochondrial large ribosomal subunit. Bases 47 to 442 code for a protein of 131 amino acids. The record is from RefSeq and is a predicted model, not a curated record.